CGGGUUCGUGCUUCGCAGCACAAGCUUUUGGUUUUAGUGAGACCCUGGCGGGAAAAGUUGGGAGGCAACCGUCUUGCCAUUGAUUCUUUCAUGCGUGUCAAUUUGUCCUCGAGCACAUCGAACUGCACCCCAUCCAUUCUGUGACCUUGACAACUCCACAGCCCUCCACACUCCUCCCCCACGCCUCCCCUCUGUCAGCCAAUGUCCGCCAACAUGGCUCACCGCCGCCAGAUCAGCAAAGCAAAUGGACAGGAGAUAGACAUUGACGUGCUCGUCAUUGGCGCCGGUCCUACAGGCCUGGGCGCUGCAAAACGUCUCAAUCAAAUUGACGGCCCGUCAUGGAUGAUUGUCGACACCAACGAGACCGCAGGCGGCCUCGCCUCGACCGAUGUCACCCCAGAAGGCUUCCUCUACGAUGUCGGCGGCCACGUCAUCUUCUCCCACUACAAAUACUUUGACGACAUCAUCGACGAAGCCUUGCCUAACGACUCCGACUGGUACUCGCACCAGCGCAUCUCCUACGUCCGAUACAAGGGCCUUUGGGUACCAUACCCCUUCCAGAACAACAUCUCCAUGCUCCCCAAGCAAGAUCAGGCGCUGUGCAUCGAGGGCAUGAUCGAUGCCGCGUUAGAAGCAAGAGUCUCCAACACCAAGCCCAAAGACUUUGAUGAUUGGAUCGUUCGCAACAACGGCGAAGGCGUGGCAAAUGUGUUCAUGCGGCCGUACAACUACAAAGUCUGGGCUGUGCCGACGACAAAGAUGCAAUGCGCCUGGCUGGGAGAACGUGUGGCCGCUCCCAACGUCAAGCUCGUCACCUCCAACGCCAUUCUCGGAAAGACGGCCGGCAACUGGGGACCCAAUGCCACCUUCCGCUUCCCUGCGCAUGGAGGCACCGGCAACAUCUGGAUUCAGGUCGCCAAGACUCUUCCCAAGAACAAAUGUCGCUUUGGUGAGCACGGCCGAGUGCAGAUUGUUGACGCCGAGAACCACCGGGUACUCCUCGGCGACGGGACCACCGUCAACUACAAAAAGAUGAUCAACACCAUGGCUCUCGACCACCUCACCGAGUGCAUCCGCGACCCCGAGCUCAUCAAACUCAGCAAGGGCCUCUUCUACAGCACCACGCACGUCAUCGGCGUCGGCGUCCGCGGCGAGCGCCCCGAACGCAUCGGCGACAAAUGCUGGCUCUACUUCCCCGAAGACAACUGCCCCUUCUACCGCGCCACCAUCUUCUCCAAUUACUCGCCCAACAACCAACCGCAAGCCUCCACCAAGCUUCCCACCCUCCAACUCGCCGACGGCAGUAAAUCCGCCUCCGCAGAAGCCAAAGAGGGUCCGUACUGGAGCAUCAUGCUCGAAGUCUCCGAAUCCUCGAUGAAGGCUAUCAACCGCGACACGCUCCUCGCCGACUCCAUCCAGGGCCUGAUCAACACCGAGAUGCUGCGUCCCAACGACGAGAUCGUCUCCACCUACCACCGCGCCUUCGACCACGGCUACCCCACCCCGACCCUCGAGCGCGACGGCGUGCUCAAACAAUUGCUGCCCAAACUCGAGGCGUUGGACAUUUGGUCUCGAGGCCGUUUCGGCAGCUGGAAGUAUGAGGUCGGCAACCAGGAUCACUCGCUCAUGCUGGGUGUCGAAGCGGCGGACCAUAUUGUCAAUGGCGCGGUGGAGUUGACGUUCAACUACCCCGACUUCGUCAACACGAGGCCGAACGCGGAGAGGAGGCUGGUGGAUGGAGCGCAGGUGUUUUCUGGGAAACACAAGGCGAUGAACGGGACGGCUGGCGACGGCAUUCCCGAGGCGCUGAAGAACAGUAUCAAGAGUGGCGUUGCUUGAGCUUUCCGUCUCGUGCGGACUGGCGUUUCAAGCGUUCUCGCCGGUAAUCUCGUACAGUAGAGCAUUGUAGAUUCGCA
Molecule: messenger RNA, 1916 nt
Organism: Neohortaea acidophila
Lineage: Eukaryota; Fungi; Ascomycota; Dothideomycetes; Mycosphaerellales; Teratosphaeriaceae
Exons: 5
Coding region: 202-1839 (545 amino acids)
Molecular function (GO): oxidoreductase activity
Source: RefSeq, a predicted model, not a curated record